AUGGCCACGGGCGCAGAGGAUCCAGAGGAAGAUGCUAGGCCUCGCGAGUUGGAGUACGGGAAGCCUUUUUCGGAAGCCGAAGGGUGGGACGCAAGAGCGGAACAGAACUACCGCUACUCAUGGGACUUCUACUACGAGGAAAGCCAGGAAACAUCAGCGCUUUUGCCGAAGCAUGGAGGGUUAGGAUGAGGUUGUGGGUUAUGUUAAGGGUUACGGCAUUGCAUCCUUCACUACCAUUCUUGACUUAUUUUCCAAUAGGAAAGAAGUCGAGGAUGGUCUGGAGAAUGUACUUAAUUGCGCAACCCCUAAUUAUGAGGUUGUUGGUUCUUUUUCAAUAUCGUGGUGACUGUUGUGGUUUUUUGAUCAUGGCUCUUCCUGGAGGUUGUGGUAAAUUGUGUGUCAUGGUGAAUCACUUAUGUAGUAGCUGUAGUUGUACAAGGUGAUAUACUCCUCACUUCUUCGACUUCAUCUUUGGUUUAUUUGAUGUUGGAAAAUUUCCCGCUUUCAUACUAUGAACGAGCUGGAGGCGGCAACGACGAAGAGGUCUUUCGCAGCGUACGCACAGUCAAGAUGUAAGGAUGAGUGUUUGCUCAAUUGUGCCGUAGAUACUGGAUAGUUUCAAGUACCAUAAGAAGAAGAAAAGUGUUUUAUUCACCUUGUUUCUUCUUCUGAUGAGCACGAGUACAGGCUGGAACAGCUACUUGCAUAUACUCGUCACUCUUGUUCUUGUAUUAAAAAGUAGCUGCAGGUUGUAUCAUUCAAGAACAGAUGACGAGUAACUCUGCCUUUAGACUGAGUCAAAAAUAUUGAUAAAAGCCGCAGGACGAGCCGCCGUUUUUUCCUUUCAUACACCGAGUGUGCGACGAAAGAUAUGGCAGUUUCUGGAGACCGACCCGACUGUCAAUGGCAUCCUCCUCACGGUCAUUCUGAUUUCCACACUCGCUUUCUGCCUGGAGACGGUCCACACGUUUGAGCCUUACAAGCACGUUUUUCAAGUGCUGGUUAUGACUGGAGUUGUAAUAAUUUGUUGUUUUAGUUCGAAGAAGAUGCUGUGGAAAAUGACGAAUAGUAUCAUCUUUCAUCGCUGUAAUGAUGGCACCUGGAGAUUGAUUCACAUAGGGAUAGGAGACAAUUCAUUGACAAGAUGGAGCCUACAUCUCUAAACUUAAGCUGAUUGUUGUUCUAUGCUUUACUUCCGAGCUGCUACUGCGCUACAUCGCGGCCCCGAUGAGCACGAAGAAAUUCCUAUCGAAUACGAUGAACUGGGUGGAUAUUCUUUUAUGAGCAGGAUCGAUAGAUUUGAAUUUGUUGUAUACAGGAGGAGGUGGACACGCUUACAGUCAGUACUAGAUGAGAGUGAAGAUGAUGUAAACUUACACGGAUAAGUUGCCUCUAAUCCCUUCCGUCCUUCCCUAUUUUAUCGAGCAAGGAGCUGCCCUGUACGAGCACUUCUUCGUGACGAAUGUGGAGGAACCCAAGUUGAAUCUCACCAUAGUCCGAUGCUUGCGGCUAGCACGGCUGUUCAAGUUCGGACGCUACAGUUCCGAGAUGUCACUCGUCGCGGGUGCCUUUUUGCGCUCUUCGGUUAGUUUCCUUUAUGGUUGGAGACUAGAGUUGCUGUCGGGAUGUCAACAGAUGCUGAUAUUGCAAGUUUUAGUUCUAGUUAACUCUCUCGAAAAAAUGAAACCGGGACAACUAAGUAGGACAACUUCAAUUCAUCUAAAAAUAUUGAGUUCUCCUUGCAUGGCCUUCAAAGUUAAACCCCGCAGAUAAACGUAAACCGCUCUCCUAGAAUUGAUGACUCCCUGCUCGGUCCUUCUCCUCUCUUCCAAGUGUCAACCGACAAGGUACUAGAGUAAGGGCGAAUAUCUAAAUCUUACUUCAAAAUGUCAACAUCGAAUCUAAUCGAUCCGUUUACUUCUUCCUCUAACUUCCGAUGCUGUUCUUCAUGCUCUCCAUCGCCGUAGUGGUCUUCUCAACGUUGAUGUACCUAGCGGAGCAAGGCGACUGGGAUGCGGAAAUGGGAUGCCAUACUCGUGCAGAACUAGGCGUCAGAGGAGACUUCUUGAAGUACUGAGUUACUUGAUUUAGAUUGCACUGAAAAUUACGGUAGUAGGAAAUAUGAAUCAAUAUGUAUUCAUUGUAGUCAGAUCCCAUGUCUCACUCUACCUCGCUUCUGGAGCAAGUCGCUUUCUCUCCAACCAAUCUGCAGGUCUGAAUGUUCCCCUUUCGAGUCCAUACCCUUGACUUUCUGGUGGGCUAUUACGACUAUGACGACAGUCGGCUAUGGCGACACCUUUCCAGUGACACCAUUGGGCAAAGUAGUUGCAGGCUUUGCAAUGGUCGUGGGAACCCUGUCCGUCGCAUUGCCUACUACGGUUUUGGGUAUUCAAUUCGGUGACAGCUAUGCGGAGAUUCAAGAAGAAAGGGAGAGGGCUAAGGUAUUCUUUGUUCUUUCUGUUCUUGGAUCAGAAUGUGUUGCUCGAAAAAUCAAAAUGAAAACAUCAUUAAUAAAUGAGGGCAAGCUAGUACUACUGCCUCUAUCUUUCUCUUCAUUAUAAAUGGAUUACUUGUUACUAAGGAUUUCCGAUCAAAAAAUUGAAUGUCGAACUCUUAUCGACUGCUCAGAUCCAGCUCUUAAUCCCUUCCGCGGAGCAGAGAAACGAAGAACUAGAGAAGAAAAUCGCUGAGUAUUCCGCGUUACGACAAAAAAUAGUGACAAUUCGAGCUAAGAUCGAUAAGACGGCAAUAGAACUGGUGGAACCGGAACAGAGGGACAAUUUUUCCUCGAUGCUAUCAGUCUUCAGCGAAGCGGUUGAUCGAUCGACGUUGAUUAAGAGGAGGUUGUAGAAGACAGGUUGUUUGACAGAAGACCUGUGAUCUGGUUAAAGGGUGAUCGUUUUGAUUAAAUAGGGAUUUUUCUUGUACUUUCUUACCAAGUAUUUUUCCUGUAAUAACCUCGACGCCCCUCUUCAAGGACUAAGAUCAGGCGUUUUUAGCUGGCAGUGGGAGCACUUCUCACCAUGCACCUUGUACUUUCUUAAGUAAGAGACGUAUUACAGAAAAGGCACUCAAACAAAUCUUUUUCUAAUCUGAACAUCGAGAAUCAACUACUUCGCUCGGCCGCGAACACUCCUGGGCUUGCACUUGGGAAGGGUGGGGUAUGAGGAGAUCCGAGGUGCAACAACUUUAACUUUAUACCCGUGCCGCUGUGCUCAGUCCUCUCCUGACGACUUCAUCCCAAUUGUUGAACCACGACAUGCCUAGUAGCAGCAUUCCUACUUGCGGAAAAGCAAGAUCAUCCAGCCUGUACAGUCGCGUCCUCUCAUCAACCAGCACAAGAGGCGCAUUUUUCUUUUCAUUGUUUUUUCCGAUUCAUUUUGCAAGGUAGGGAACUUACUAGAAGAUCAUGAGUACAUUAUACAUUUGUCAUGUCAUAGGAUGUACCACAGUUUUGAAUAGAGUUGUACAAUUGCCUCAAGAUGAUCCGGACGUUCAGAAAUGUUGUUCUGCUCUUCAUAGCACUACUGCUAGUGCCUUACUACAGAAGUUUCGAUUUCAAUCAUAUUUGAGCAUGCAUCAAAAUCAUGUUGCUAGUAGCAAUCCCUCUCACCGAAGC
Messenger RNA from Amoebophrya sp. A25, 3619 nucleotides. Lineage: Eukaryota; Dinophyceae; Syndiniales; Amoebophryaceae. The record is from the annotation of a GenBank genome assembly.